AUGAGUGGUUUUCUUCUUCGACAAGUAAAGUUAAGUCAACCACAAUUAGCUUCUUUACUUCAACAUCAAUGUCGUGCCGAAGCUUCAACAUCAUCAAGUGCUACUGUUGUUCAAAAUAAUCCCGUAGUAUUAGAUAAUCGAAAACCAGCACCACAAAUAGAUGCUGACCGUAUGCGAAUGCAUCCACGUAUUGGUAAUCGUGAAAUAGUUGGUUAUGGUUUAAAAGGUAAACCUGAAUAUUUUGACUUGGUUAUGUUUCCUUGUCCAAGUAUUCGUUGGGAAGCUGAUUCACCAGCAAUUGCUGAAUUAAGAAAGAAAGAAAAAGGUGAUUGGAAACAAUUAUCAACUGCAGAAAAGAAACAAUUAUAUCGAUCAAGUUUUCGUCAAACAUUUGAAGAAUUUACUGCUCCAACUGGUAUUUGGAAAUGGGCAAUUGGAUGGACUUUACUUUCUAUAGCAGGUGCAACUUUAGCUUAUGAUGGAUGGAGACGUAUCUGUUAUCGUUUUGAAGGACCAGAUAGUAUGAAAGACGCAAAAUUGAAGAAACAAUUAGAAUAUCAUAUUGCUGCUCGACAAGGUCCAAUGACAGGAUUGGCAUCGAAAUGGGAUUAUGAAACUGGUACAUGGAAAAAAUAA
This is a messenger RNA of Adineta steineri, 636 nucleotides long. NCBI's taxonomy places the organism in Eukaryota, Metazoa, Rotifera, Eurotatoria, Adinetida, Adinetidae. The record is from the annotation of a GenBank genome assembly.